AGUUGGUUGCAGCUGUCAAAGAACAUUUUUCCAUCCCCACAGAUAUAAGUCUUCAAUACAAAGAUGAGGAAUUUGAUGACUUCUUCACCCUAACAUCUACCAAUGAGCUGAAAGAUAAGUGCACACUUAAAGUUGUGUAUGCACCGCUGGAGUUGACGCUGACAGUUGUUCCCCAGGAAAGCACCCCAGAUGCCUCUGUCAGCUCUCUCUGUGAGUGUACGAGUCUCAGUGGAUACCGUCAUUCCGAGUCCAUCCCCCUCUGAAAGGCAGAGCCCAUGGCCUGCCUUGUUUCCAAUUCCAACCUUCUCACACAACACUGAACUGGCCUUAAGACAAGGAAAUGAGAUUUAUUUAAGAGAUGGCACCCCUAUGACAUCACCAAGUAUCAAAUCAGAAAUCCUGGAGCGCCUGGCAGAGGCCAUGUUUUUCUACACAGCUUACCCCAAUGAUGCCCAGAGAUGUGCAGUGGCAGAGGCACUAGUUGCAAAGCAUCCCUGCUUAAAGGAGCCCAGAUCUUUUAAUGGAAUUUAUGGGUGGCAGGUAAGCCUAAAGUAUAAGUGUGGAAACUACCGGACAAAACGGAAAGCACUUGGAAGCACUGAACUCCUGAUAAACUCACUGAGAAACAAGUCAAGUGAUGAGCGAAAAGCCGCUAAAAAUGUCAAGAAACCAAAGAGGGCAGAGGUGAAUUACUUGCCCUCACACCCACAUGGUGAAACAGAUGACACCCUUGAGAAUCUGAGACUUGACCUAAUUGCUGCCCAUCAGACAAAGGACUCUGUCAGGAGCACAAAUGAUAUGAUGGCCAGAACAUACAGCUGGAGAAGACAGGAAGUUAUUACCAAGUCUCCUGGUGUGGCAGAAUUCAAGGAAAGAUGGCCUGCCCUCUUCGAACCAUUCCAGGUAAACGAGGAGUUCCGAAGAUGUACUGCAGUUUCCCUGGAAGCGACGUUUAUGUCACAGCUGGACAAAUACACCCCAAAGCUCCUAGAACUCUUUAGUGCCAAGGGAGGAGCAACUGGUCAACGCAUCAAAAACUUGUUGAUGGAUCUGAUACAGGACCCAAGUGCCACUACAGUGAAGAAGAGAGAUGUCACUCUGAGAUGCCUCUUUGAGCAUAUGGGAGAGAGUGGACAGGAGCUUAUCUCGGAUUACUGUGCAAGUAUUGUCUCAAAGCAGGUUUGG
Molecule: messenger RNA, 1185 nt
Organism: Micropterus dolomieu (smallmouth bass)
Lineage: Eukaryota; Metazoa; Chordata; Actinopteri; Centrarchiformes; Centrarchidae
Exons: 3
Source: RefSeq, a predicted model, not a curated record